This is a messenger RNA of Lathyrus oleraceus (garden pea), 2432 nucleotides long. RefSeq lists its product as uncharacterized. Bases 223 to 2385 code for a protein of 720 amino acids. Gene Ontology annotation, biological process: mRNA splicing, via spliceosome. Gene Ontology annotation, cellular component: U12-type spliceosomal complex. Gene Ontology annotation, molecular function: RNA binding; zinc ion binding; protein binding. The transcript is spliced from 8 exons. Lineage: Eukaryota; Viridiplantae; Streptophyta; Magnoliopsida; Fabales; Fabaceae. The record is from RefSeq and is a predicted model, not a curated record.
UGCGUAUGAAAUACAUAUAAACUUAAGGAGUAAAAACGAAAUAUAAAAGAUAAGCCCAACCUCGAUCUCCAACCAACCGCAAACUCAGUCCACAAUUUUCUCAGAAAUCAUCGCACAUCCCUCUCACAAACAAAACCAAAGGUUGAAGAACACAACAACAACAAUCAAAUCCCUCUUCCCGUUUCGUCUCUCUAUAUCCUGCACUUGUGGUAUUGAAUCAAUAUGAAACCGGUUUGUCCUUUUGUUAAAAUUCCUCGGCCGGACGAUAGUAAUGCUUCUAAAAAACCGAGUGAAAGCUCAACUAAAUAUCAUGUAGAACAUGAAAGUAAGGUGAAGAAAGAGGUUAAUGACCGAACGCCGGAAACCGAACGCCGUUGCCGGAAACAAAACGCCGUUGCCGGAAACAAAAAUCCUGAACCGAAAAAAAUGUCAAGCAAGAAGAAACACAAACGAAAACACAGCGACAGCGACGACGACGUUUUCUACUACCGCUACUGCGCUUCGUCCUCAACCCCCAACACCACCACCGGCACCACAUCCAGUAAUCAACCCCAAUCAAAACCGAACAACAUAGGAUCAUCAAUAGGAGGAAUAGGUGAACCCUUAGCACCAUCAAAAUCGACGCUAUACGUUUCUAAUCUAGAUUACUCCCUAACAAACUCCGAUCUCCUUACGCUCUUCUCUACUUUCGGCCGCAUCGCGCGUGUAACCGUUCUCAAAGACCGACACACGCGCCUAAGCCGCGGUGUCGCGUUUGUCCAAUUCGUUUCUCGUAAUGACGUCCAACGCGCCGUGGCGGAGAUGAAUAAGAAGAUUCUCAAUGGAAGGACUCUAACUGCUUCUAUUGCUGCUGAUAAUGGACGUGCUCCGGAGUUUAUUCGAAAGCGCGUGUACAAUACUGAGACUGCUUUGUGUUAUGAGUGUGGGGGGCAUGGUCAUUUGUCGUAUGAGUGUCCUAAGAAUCAGUUGGGGCCGAGGCCGCGGCCUCAGCCUAAGAAGCCGCGGCGGGGAUUUAGUGGGCUGAGGGAUAGGGAUGGGGAGGAGGAAGGUGAUGAGGAGGAGGAAGAGGGUGGUCAGAUUGCUGCGGAGCAGUUUGAGGAUAAUUGGGCUUCUGUUGUGGAUGAUGAAGCGGGUGAAAGGUUGCUGGGGAGAAACAGAAAUGAUGGUGAGGGUUUGGACAACAACAAGACGAAGAAGAAAGGGAAGAAAGCUGGGUAUUUCAGUGAUGAGAGUGAUCAUGAUGAUGAUGAUAUCAAUAUGAAACCGGUUUGUCCUUUUGUUAAAAUUCCUCGGCCGGACGAUAGUAAUGCUUCUAAAAAACCGAGUGAAAACUCAACUAAAUAUCAUGUAGAACAUGAAAGUAAGGUGAAUAAAGAGGUUAAUGACUCGGCCAGCGUUUCACCGAAGUGUCCAAUGGGAUAUGACUCUCAGACGUUUAAGCUUGGUCCUCUUAGCUGUAUGGUAUGCCAAGCGCUGCUGUUCGACACCAGUAAAUGUGUGCCUUGUUUGCAUGUUUUCUGCAAAGCAUGUAUAUCGCGCUUUGAGGACUGUCCGUUAUGUGGAGCUGAUAUUGUGAAGAUUGAGCCCGAUGACAAUCUUCAAGGUGUAGUCGAUCGCUUUAUUGAAGGUCAUGCUAGGAUCAAAAGGUCUGUUAAUUUAGACAAAGGCGAAGAAGCAACAGAAAAUAAUAAGCCGGUUAUAUACGAAGAUGUGUCUUUGGAAAGAGGUUCUUUCUUAGUACAACAGGGCAUGAGGGCAUUCCGCGCUCAGAAUUUAGAAAGUGCCAAAUCAAGACUCAGCCUAUGUGCAGAAGACAUUCGUAGUCAGAUAGAAAAAGUUGGUAACACUUCAGAGUUAUGUUCACAACUUGGAGCAGUCUUGGGUAUGCUCGGCGACUGCUGCCGAGCAAUGGGUGAUAGCAGUUCUGCAGUAACUUAUUUUGAAGAAAGUGUUGAAUUUCUGUCAAAGUUGCCAAAAGAUGAUUUGGAGAUUACACAUACACUUUCCGUUUCACUUAAUAAAAUUGGUGAUCUUAAAUAUCAUGGGGGAGACCUCCAAGCUGCGAGAUCAUACUAUUUUCAAUCCUUAAAUGUUCGCCGUGAUGUUGUCAAGAACAAUUCAAAUGUUUCAUCUCAGGUCUUAGAUGUUGCUGUUUCUCUCGCAAAAGUAGCGGAUGUUGACAAAAGUCUAGGAGAUGAAAAGUCGGCUAGUGACGGAUUUCAAGAAGCUAUAAACUUGCUGGAAUCACUUACUUUAAAAUCUGAAGCCAGUGGGCUUGAGCAAGUUGUUACUUUAUGUAUGCUAAUAAAGAAGUGCUAUAUUAUUGUAUUCCUCCUCUGUUUCCGCAUCCAUAACACAAGCACAGACGUGUGUAUACAUAUAUAAUAUAUAUAUAGGAGGAAUCAAAUUACUCAGUGAAUAACUUUUGCAGA